This is a messenger RNA of Drosophila ficusphila, 1363 nucleotides long. RefSeq lists its product as uncharacterized. NCBI's taxonomy places the organism in Eukaryota, Metazoa, Arthropoda, Insecta, Diptera, Drosophilidae. The record is from RefSeq and is a predicted model, not a curated record. The transcript has a single exon. The coding region runs from base 344 to 1174 and encodes 276 amino acids.
GGAAAUACAUUUAAAAAAUUAAAUGCAUAAAGAAUGCAGUUGAGCAACUUUUAAAUUUAAAUAUAUUUUAGACACUCUUCCAAACUAAGAAUGCCAUCAACUUUUUUAAAAUUUGUGCGAUCAGGUUUCAUUUGUAUCACUCAUCAAAGCGUAUCAAAAUUUGUUUGUGUUUAGCAAUAAGGAAGGCGGUGCUAGGUGCUUCCCAAAUAGGCUUCGAGAUCAGGAUUUUAAUUGAAGUUAACUGAGUCUGAGAUUACCCACCCACGCACACACAACCGCCAACUGCCACCCAACCACCCAACACAAUCACAAGGACAGGAUAGUUUUUAAGAAAAAUCAUAAAAUGCCACGACGACGACGUCCACGUUGCAAGGUGAAUCCUUCGAUAGCGCUGAGGAAGAAGAACCAGGAGAGUGCCGCCAGUCGGGCGAAGGGGGAGUCGCCACCACCACCACCUCCGCCACCACCGCCGGAUCCGCCCGGCGAAGAACAACCGGAUCCGCCCAGCGAAGAGCCGCCGGAAGCCACCUCCUCUUCGAGCGGAGAUGCCGGAAACGAGAUGGACUACAAGCUCUUCCCGGAACUCUACGAUCGCCAGCCGCCGCUGCCCACAUUUGCGGAUGUAUUCGGCCAACCCUCGUACGGAAUGAUGUUGCAGGGCUCCGACUUGACCACGCCCCCUUCGACGUCGCAGGCGGCGGGAAUCCGGAGUACGCCGGAUGGCAAGUUCAGCAACAUUCCGUCCACGAUGUUGGGAGAUCGAUUUGGGAUCAUCGGACUCUUGGCCGCCAUCAGAACCACUCAAACGGAUCCCAGUGCCACGCAAUUGGUCUUCGGCGAGGACCUGACCACCUACGGAUUGGAUCUGGCCACCCAGGGGGACAUCUAUGUGCACUUCAAUGGACCGCUGACCCGCGAACCGCCGGAAAGGAGUUCCAUGAACUGCGCCCUCGAGCUGGGAAUGCGGGCCAUGCGGGACUCGAUGGAUCGCUAUCCCCAGCAGCCGCCAAGUUGGGAUCCCCUUGAGCCGGACCCUCGACACCUGGGCCUUUUGGUCGGCGUUCCCCAGGAUCAGGGCAAGAAAUCUGAACGGGUAACGAAGAAGGAUCCGCCGACAGCGACAGGUCAAACUAGAAAUCCGAAAAUGGAUCCGGGAAGAAGUCAGGAAAGCUGAUAUCUAUUUGAGAAUCAGGGACUGAACCACGUCGAGGAUAAAAAGAUAGACUAGUUCGGAUAGGAUAUCAACUUGGCAGUUGGAUAGGUCUUUGAGAACUUGGUAAAAUUUGUGAUUUUCGUAAGUUGUGUAGCCGUUCCAUACAAGAACAUUCUUUGGCUCUAAAUAUAGAAUCGGCUUAGGAUUUAA